Messenger RNA from Pelobates fuscus (common spadefoot toad), 1982 nucleotides. RefSeq names its product dimethylaniline monooxygenase [N-oxide-forming] 2-like. Lineage: Eukaryota; Metazoa; Chordata; Amphibia; Anura; Pelobatidae. Bases 132 to 1724 code for a protein of 530 amino acids. The transcript has 9 exons. The record is from RefSeq and is a predicted model, not a curated record. Gene Ontology annotation, molecular function: N,N-dimethylaniline monooxygenase activity; flavin adenine dinucleotide binding; NADP binding.
UAACGUUUUAUACUCAGGAGAAGCAGAUAUCUAUUAACUCUAAUCUUCCCACAUCCAGAAUUGGACAUUUUGAUUCCAAGAGGUUAUACGAGACCUUAGUUUGGAGAGAUUGACAAAGAGUACCAUCAAUAAUGAAAGUAGCAAUAAUUGGAGCUGGUGCCAGUGGUCUUGCUUCAAUUAAAUCCUGCUUAGAUGAAGGUUUAAAUCCCACGUGUUUUGAAAAGAGUGAUGACAUUGGUGGACUAUGGAGAUAUACGCCACAUAUUGAAAAUGGCCGGGCCAGCAUAUAUCAAUCAGUCGUCACUAACACCAGUAAAGAAAUGAUGUGUUUCAGUGACUUUCCAUUUCCAGAAAACUCGCCCAACUUUCUUCACAAUACUAAACUUAUGGCCUAUUACAGGGCAUAUGCAGACCAGUUUGACCUACUUAAACACAUUCAUUUCAAGACUCUGGUGUGCAGUGUAAAAAAAUGUCCUGACUUUCUCUGUACUGGCCAGUGGAAUGUUAUCAUAGAAAAGAAUGGAAAACAGGAAACAUUAAUCUUUGAUGCUGUAAUGGUCUGUUCUGGGCACCAUGAACAACCAUUUUAUCCAUUGGAAUCCUUUCCUGGCAUAAAAAGAUUUAAAGGUGAAUAUUUUCAUAGUCGACAAUACAAGAACUCACAUGGAUUUGAAGGAAAAAGAGUUCUCAUAGUAGGAAUGGGAAAUUCGGCUGCUGACAUUGCUGUUGAAAUCAGUCGAACUGCUUCUCAGGUGUUUCUCAGCACUAGAAGAGGAGCAUGGGUAAUGAGCCGUGUCUAUGACCAAGGUUUCCCUUGGGAUAUUUGUUUUGACACAAGACUUCAGAACUGGAUCAGGAAUACAAUUCCAACUCCAAUUAUUGGCUGGUUGAUAGAGAAGAAAAUUAAUACAUGGUUUGAUCAUGCAAACUUUGGUCUUCAGCCUUGUGACAGAACCCAGUUUAAAGAGCCUUUGUUUAAUGAUGAAAUUCCUAGCCGUAUAACAUGUGGGUUUGUGACAGUGAAGCCAAACGUCAAGGAAUUUAGUGAAACUGCAGUGACAUUUAAUGAUGGAACAGUUGAGGAAGACAUUCAUGUAAUCAUAUUUGCAACAGGAUAUGCAUAUUCUUUUCCAUUUCUGGAUGAGUCACUGAUCAAUAUUGAGACCAAAAAAGCAGACCUAUACAAAAAUGUCAUUCCUCCAAACCUUGAGAAACCAACAUUGGGUAUUAUAGGCCUUAUUCAACCUCUUGGUCCUAUAAUGCCAACAUCAGAACUUCAAGCUCGAUGGUUAACCAGAAUAAUCAAAGGCACAUGCAGGUACCCCUCACUGAAGGAAGUAUUGGGUGAUAUUGCAAAGAGAAAGGAAACCUUCACUAAAAGGUUUGGCACAACAAGGGAAAACCGUUUGCAGGUGGAUUUUAUUGAAUACUUAGAUGAUCUGGCUGUUGAUAUUGGAGUAAAGCCUAAUAUUUGCCAGUUGUUUCUGACAGAUCCCAUUCUAGCUCUCGAGCUGUUCUUUGGACCCUGCACACCAGUACAAUACCGUCUCACUGGCCCUGGGAAAUGGAAUCAAGCUAGAAAACAAAUCCUGACUACAAGGGAUCGUAUUGUAAAGUCAACAAAGACUCGAGUUGUCAAUAAGCAGAAUGUCACAUCUGUAUCAUUUAUCUUUCUCCUGGGUGCUUUCUGCUUCAUUGUCAUGCUGAUUUUUUUUGUGAAAUAAAAGUAACAUUAUUGUAAUUUUAUAAAAAGUAAUAAUAUAUGGUUUCCUUGGAAUGUAUAACUAAAAGGCAACCAACAGACUGCUUUCCAUUUAUUGUAUAAAUCUAAUGAUGCUUUGAUAUCUGUAUGGUCUGUUAUAUGGCUUCAAAACAGCUGAUGGUAACCAUGCUGUAUUGUCGGACUUUGAUUAUCUGUGUCCUGAUAAAAACCUGUGAGUUACCCUAAGGGGCCAACUACCUAUACAUUCACACUUACUGUU